Ornithorhynchus anatinus (platypus) is the source of this 5078-nucleotide messenger RNA. It is a transcript of the gene COL7A1, whose product is annotated as collagen type VII alpha 1 chain. Lineage: Eukaryota; Metazoa; Chordata; Mammalia; Monotremata; Ornithorhynchidae. Gene Ontology annotation, molecular function: serine-type endopeptidase inhibitor activity. The transcript is spliced from 57 exons. Bases 1 to 3828 code for a protein of 1275 amino acids. The record is from RefSeq and is a predicted model, not a curated record.
AUGAUUGUCCAGCUUCUGCUCUCGGGACUUCUUUGGGCUGUGUUCUUCUCUACAGGCUGGGUUGUAGCCCAGCCGGGGGAGAGAGUGAUCUGCACAAACGUGUAUGCGGCUGAUGUUGUGUUUCUGGUGGAUGGCUCCUCCAGCAUUGGACGCAAUAAUUUCCGCAUGGUGCGUGACUUCCUGGAGGGGCUGGUGCUGCCUUUCGUCAACGUCGUGCGAGACACCGGGGUGCGCUUUGGCGCUGUGCAGUACAGCGAUGAUCCCAGAACGGAAUUUGCCCUGGGCACCCAUGCCAGUGGACAAGAGGUGAUGAGAGCCGUGCGUGAGCUCAACUACAAGAGAGGGAACACCCGCACGGGGGCCGGCUUGCGGCACGUUGCCGAACACUUCUUCCAUCCCCAACUGGCCCGGCCUGGAGUUCCCAAGGUGUGCAUACUGAUAACUGAUGGGAGAUCUCAGGAUGACGUGGAGCAGGGAGCAUUGAAACUGAAGAAUCAGAAUGUCAAGGUGUUUGCUGGGGACAAAGGAGAAGCUGGAGCCCCUGGGAGAGAUGGUCGAGAAGGCCCCAAGGGUGACCGAGGGGACAGUGGAGCCCAAGGACCCCAGGGGCCACCUGGACUGCCCGGCCUCCCUGGGCAGGUUGGACCCCCUGGCCAGGGGGUUCCAGGAGUUUCUGGAAACCCAGGACCCAAGGGUGAUCGAGGCGAGUCUGGAGCCAAAGGGGAUCAGGGGCAUCCCGGAGAGCGAGGCUUGCGAGGAGAGCCGGGGACCAUGCCAAACGUGGAACGCUCCCUGGAAUCCAUUGGCAUCAAGAUCUCAGCUCUGAGAGAGAUGGUGGAAAGCUUUGAGGAGAGUUCGGGAGGCUUCCCUUCCACUCCAGACCGACGCCGGGGCCUGAAGGGUGACAAGGGCGAGCCAGGUGAACGGGGAGCCGUCGGCAAGGAGGGCACGAUGGGCUUUCCUGGAGAGAGGGGUUUGAAGGGGGACAAAGGAGACACUGGCCCUGCGGGGCCUCAGGGCCCCACAGGCAGGGCCAUUGGGGACAGGGGCCCAGAGGGCCCAGCCGGCCAGCCCGGGGAACCCGGAAAACCAGGGAUCCCAGGAUUGCCAGGUCGGUCUGGAGAGCUCGGAGAAGUCGGUCGCCCAGGAGAGAGGGGAGAGCGAGGAGAGAAGGGGGAGCGAGGAGAGCAGGGCAGAGAUGGGGCACAGGGUCCCCCUGGCCCCCCAGGUCCCAAGGCAGAGAUACCAGACGGGAUUUUACCUGGCUUUCCUGGUGAGAGGGGCCCCACUGGACUCAAGGGAGCCAAGGGUGAAGCAGGCAGCGACGGUGAUCGAGGUCCCAAAGGAGAUAAGGGAGAGCCAGGAGCCAAGGGUGACCGUGGAGAGGCCGGGGAAAAGGGCAGGGAUGGCAGUCUGGGACCUACAGGAGAGAGAGGCCUAGCAGGACCAGAAGGAAAGCCGGGCUUGCCCGGUUUUCCUGGAGUGCUUGGACGACCGGGCAACCAAGGUGAUCCAGGACCUGCAGGUUCUCCUGGUCUUGCUGGCCCACCAGGAGUGCAGGGUCCCUCCGGGAUAAAGGGAGAGCAAGGAGAGCCAGGUCCAAGUGGGCGGGGUUUACCUGGUCCUCCAGGCAGUGUGGGCCUCCCAGGCCCACCAGGACCAUCUGGUCUUGUGGGACCGCAGGGAGCCCCAGGCUUGCCCGGGCAAGUGGGUGAAACCGGAAAGCCCGGUGUACCCGGGAGGGAUGGUGUUACAGGAAAAGAUGGAGAAGCUGGCCCACCUGGAAUAAUGGGGACACCCGGUCCAGCUGGCCCUGUUGGGCCCAAGGGGGAACCUGGUGCUGUGGGACCUCCAGGACAGGCUGUGGUCGGUGUCCCUGGGAUCAAAGGAGAGAAGGGCGCUCCUGGAGGCUUCAUUGGGGACUUGGUUGGGGAACCUGGUGCCAAAGGUGACAGAGGAUUGCCAGGGCCUCGGGGUGAGAAGGGUGAGGCCGGACGAGCUGGAGAACCUGGAGAUCCUGGGGAAGAUGGACGUAAAGGGGCAUCUGGAAUCAAAGGAGAUAAAGGCUCUACGGGAAUUGGGUUGCCAGGCUCCAUAGGACCAAACGGCCCUCCUGGGAUGAAGGGAGAACUUGGGCUACCUGGCCCACCAGGUCUUCCUGGCCUUCCAGGCCCUGUGGGCACUCCAGGGCACCCUGGCACCCGAGGAGAGAAUGGGCAGCCAGGUCCACCAGGCCCCAGUGGAGAGCGGGGUUUGAUUGGAAAUCCUGGACGUGAGGGGAGCUUAGGCCCUCCAGGACCUCCUGGGCCUCCUGGAUCAAUGGGAAUCUCUGGAUUAAAAGGAGACAAGGGCGACUCUGGAGUCGGGCAGCCAGGAGCCAGAGGAGAACGAGGUGACCCAGGACCACGGGGUGAAGAUGGCCGCCCCGGUCUAGAGGGUGAUCGAGGCCCCGCGGGUCCUCCGGGGAACCGAGGGGAGCGAGGAGACAAGGGUGACAUAGGAGCCAUAGGCCUAAAGGGAGACAAGGGUGAUACAGUCCUGGUGGAUGGUCCAGUCGGGGCCCGAGGCAGCAAGGGAGAGCCGGGUGACCGUGGCCUAAAGGGCUCAGAUGGUGGCAAGGGAGACAAAGGAGAUGUCGGGCUUCCUGGGGAGAAGGGAGUGAAAGGUGAGCUGGGAGACAAAGGCUCUGGAGGCUUCCCAGGAGCACGCGGCCCCAUGGGCCAGAAGGGUGAAGCUGGCGAGUUGGGAAAUCCCGGGGAACCGGGCAUGCCAGGGAAGGAUGGAGUGCCGGGGGUCCGAGGAGACAAGGGAGAAAUGGGCUUCCUGGGACUCCGAGGCCCCAAGGGGGAACGAGGGACCAAAGGUGCCUGCGGACAAGAUGGAGAAAAGGGGAACAAGGGGGACACAGGCCUGCAUGGUCGGCCGGGGCUGCCAGGACGCAAAGGCGAGCCGGGAGAGUUGGGUGCCCCUGGAACAUCGGGCCUCCCGGGAAAGGAAGGCCUCAUCGGUCCCAAGGGAGACAGGGGAUUUGACGGGCAGCAGGGAGCCAAGGGCGACCAUGGGGAGAAGGGAGAACGGGGUCUGCCAGGCGUCGGUGGCUUCCCGGGACCCAGAGGCAACGAUGGAACUGUUGGGUCCCCGGGGCCCCCGGGUAUUGUUGGCCCUAAGGGCCCCGAGGGCAUUCAGGGACAGAAGGGAGAGAGGGGUCCUCCAGGAGAGGCAGUGGUUGGUGUUCGUGGUGCCCCCGGAAUCCCAGGAGAGAGAGGAGAGCAGGGGAAUCCGGGGCCCGGUGGCUCUCGUGGGGAGAAAGGGGAGCCUGGCAUGACUGAGGACGAUAUCCGAGGAUUUGUCCGGCAGGAGAUGAGUCAGCACUGUGCCUGCGGGGGUCAGUUUGCUUCAUCUGGAUCACGACCUCUCCCAAACUACCCGGCCACCCACACAUUCCCUCCGUCUGAGCCCCACCUUGUGCCCGUGCUGAAAGUCUCCCACACUGAAGAGGAUGAAGGGCAGGAGCUGCAAGCUAUGGAGCACGUUCCCGAGUACGAGCACGCGUACUCGGUGGAGGACUACGAGGAGGACAUGGAGGCUGAUGGUGCUGAGGGUCCUUGGCUCACUAAUGACCCCUGCUCCCUUCCUCUGGAUGAGGGCUCCUGUGCUAGCUACAAGCUGAGAUGGCACUACAAUCCCCGGACAUCAGAAUGCCGGCCCUUCAUCUACUAUGGUUGUGGGGGCAAUGCUAACCGCUUUGGUACCAAGGAGACUUGUGAGAAGCGGUGCUCACGCCUACCAGGAGCAUCAGGUGCCCUUGUGGCUCCCAUGGGGAGCUAAGCCAACAGGACGGAUGGGACCAGCUGUUAGUCCAAGGCCCUAUUUCCGGUCAAGGUUUUUUCCCGCAGGAAAUCAACUGAGGGACUGGGGGAGUGAGACCCAGGCCCUUCUAGCCUCACCAGAAGGAGCAGCCAAGAAGUCUCAGCAGUUUCUGCUCCCAUACUCUUCAGCCCCCUCCUGCCAUAUAAGCCAGGUUGGCUGGAGUGGGGACAUGGUGCUAUUUUUUUUGAGUGUCUUUGUUACGGUUUUGUGCUGUUUUGGUGUUUUGUUUUUGUUGUGUUUUUUUUUUCAAUUAAGGUGAAAUGUUUAUCCAAUGAAAGAUCCUUAUGGCCGUUGAGGAUCCCGUGGUCCCAUUUAUCAGCUGGAGCCAGGCUACCUUCCCAACCCAGUUCCCAGAAUUGGAGGCUCGGGGCCCGUGCCCACAUUAGGUUCACUCAGGGAGGCCCCAGGCCUGAACCAGUGACUGUGAUUUCAUUCUACCAUCUGACUGCCAACCCCCUCUCACAGCGAGGGUGGCCUUGGGGCAACUGAGGCUCUCGCACUGGGCAGAGAAUCCUCCCUCCCUGGUGCUGGGUCCCACAGUUCUUACAAUUUGAUGUUCUGGCCUUUGGGGAGGAAAGGAGGGUGAGCUAUCCUUUGGGAAGUAGGUGGGGGGUGGGGAUGCUAUCUAGGCCUCCCCUGUAGCCUUAUUUCUCCCAUGUGCACAUCAGGAUCCCUAUUUUCAAUUCCACCUUCUUAGCCAUCCACUUCUUCCCCCUUCACCUUCCCUCAUUUCCUGUCAGCUUCCAGGUUUCAGAUGUGCCUGUACCCUAAGCACCAGCAGGACUCCUGCAGGCCCAAGCCCCAGCCUGACCCCAUGUCUUUCAUUUAAAGAAGUUUCACCUUAACCCCAGCCCAGGGAAGGAGCCCCAGGGAGCAGUGGUACUAACUAGCAGAGCCCUGAGUCCCAGCCCGUCUAUCCCAGGGCAGCCAUCUGUCUACACAGGCUUUGUUCGUACUAUAAUCGUCACCUGAUGGCUCUGCCUUGCAGGGCGGGACCACUUAGGGCCCCAAAACUUGUAGCACUCUCACCCCAGAUGUGUCUCCUCCCUCCUCUUCCUCCCUGGGAGUUCUUCUCUGCUCUUGGGCCUGGGUUCAGCCCCAUGGGAAUGGCAAGCUGGGCUGCAACAGGGAAAGAGCAGCUGCUUCUUCAGGCAGGGAUCUUUGUGGGGUUUGGGGAGCACAGAUCAUUAAAGCUGCUGUCCUCAAAA